GUUCGACGCGUUCGGGUUAUAAAACUAAUAAAUAAAUAAAGCCAAAUCAAAUGUCAAUAUUAUUUUUUAACAAUCAGUGCGCAUUCGGCGCCCUGCGUGUACUGUUCGAUGUCGGAACUUUGAAAACAUAAAAAAAUUUAACUAAAUUCUAUGUCAAUAUUUUGUGGAAGCGUUACGUCAAUAAGUUCAAAGAUAAAUAUAUAAAACAUGCUGUUCCUGCGCUCUAACGAGGAGCACUCAGACGAGGAGCUCUUCAAAAUCAAACAAUUGCGUCAGCUCGUAGAGAAGUCUGAUGAGCUGCAUGUGGGCACCGAUGAGGUAUUUUUGACCAAAUUUCUGCAUUACACCAAUUGGGAUACAUUCAGGGCAUAUCAAGCUAUACAUGCCUAUUAUGAUUUUAAGCUAAAGCAUCCCACCUGGGUGGCUCAGCACCCUGUACAGUAUUAUGCAAAAAUAUUCUAUGCUACGCAAUGUCGAUUCGUAAUGCCCCAUACGGAUAAGGAUGGACGUGUGCUGGUUAUCUUUAAGACGGUGGACGCGUUUCAACAAUUUCCCGAUUAUUUGCAGCAUUUGGUCGAAAUGGAUGAUCUCAUCUUUGAGUCUAUGUUAAUGUUGCCGCGAGUUCAGCGAAAUGGCAUAACGGUGAUUUGUGACCUUCAGGGCACAACUAGAAACUUUCUACGUCAGUUCUCGCCGAUGUUCAUGAAGAUUGUGAAUGAGAAGAAUACGGUUCUGCCCUUUUCACAGCGAAUUGUGCACAUCAUACAACGCGGCUUUCUAAUGCACGUGACAUCUUCACUAUUUCUUCCCUUUAUGAAUAAGGAUUUUAAAGAGCGUAUCUUCACUCACGAUGGUCGACAUUUGAACAAACUGCGAGAGAUGGUUGGAGUUGAUUGUUUGCCUGCAGAAUAUGGCGGUCCAGCAACUAAUGUGCUCGAUACAAAUUUGAUUUUUAAUCAUUUAAGCCAAAAUUCGGAAUACUUAGAGCAAUUGCAACAUUAUAAUAAGCGUUGAAUAGAGAACAGACAUGAUUCUAUUUUAUUAAAUAUAAUUGACAUUAAAGUUUAUAAACGUUAUAUU
Molecule: messenger RNA, 1080 nt
Organism: Drosophila hydei
Lineage: Eukaryota; Metazoa; Arthropoda; Insecta; Diptera; Drosophilidae
Product: retinaldehyde-binding protein 1
Exons: 4
Coding region: 208-1014 (268 amino acids)
Cellular component (GO): membrane
Molecular function (GO): phosphatidylinositol bisphosphate binding
Source: RefSeq, a predicted model, not a curated record